Molecule: messenger RNA, 1284 nt
Organism: Oryzias melastigma (Indian medaka)
Lineage: Eukaryota; Metazoa; Chordata; Actinopteri; Beloniformes; Adrianichthyidae
Product: protein phosphatase 1 regulatory subunit 1C
Exons: 5
Coding region: 147-641 (164 amino acids)
Biological process (GO): intracellular signal transduction
Cellular component (GO): cytoplasm
Molecular function (GO): protein phosphatase inhibitor activity
Source: RefSeq, a predicted model, not a curated record
UUGCAUAAAGGAUGUUUCUCCUCUAAAGUCAGAAACAUGGAUGUGUGGUUCAUUUUCUUUGUCUUCAUGGCAUGUCCUCCUCCUCCAGGAAAUCACUUUUACCUUUUAGAAUGUUACAUAUAACACUGCAUUGACUGAGGACUAACAUGGUGCAGGCAGCAGCUGCAGUGCAUCAGAGAAGAUUCAGAACCAGAUGGUUCUUUAAAAUGGCUGCAGAAAGCUUGGCUGCUGCUCUGUCAAUUAGUGAUAAUGGACCCAUCAGAAAGAGGAGCAUUCCCUCCUCCCUCUCUGCCCCCCUGCUCCUCCCUCUCCUCUCCUCCCUCUCUCCGUUCUUCCGUCUCAGUUCCAUCUGUGGAUCAGUAAUAAUGGAGCCCAGCAGUCCGAAGAAGAUCCAGUUUGCUGCUCCUCCUCUGCAGGGUCAGCUGGACCCGCAGGCCGCUGAGCAGAUCCGACGCCGAAGACCAACUCCUGCCACUCUGCAGAUCUACAGACAGCCGGGCUCAGAUGCUGCAGAUCAACACAACGCCAGCGGAGACUCACAGGCCUCACAUGCCUUUCAGAAGAAGCAGAGCACCUAUGACUCGCCGACCGUGAAAGGUAAACUGGAAGGUGCGGUGCUCGAGGAAGAAGAGGAAGCUUGAUGCAGCAGAGAAAUCUCACCACAGAAGAGGCAGCAAAUCUGUUGAUAUAGCAGGACAAUCAGACAAAUGCGUUCUGCCAUGACGAUAACACAUUCACAGCUUUAGCUUUGGAAGUUUUUAUAGAAACGUGUUGAGGCAAAACUACAGCUGGACUCAGAACUGUGCAGACUGAGCUUCACUCAUUUCACAGUUCAUCUCCUUUUGAGUGUUUGGUCAUGGAAUAACCACAUCGGCCUCUGAAAUGGAGAGAUGUUGACACUUAUCUAAGUAUUUAGAGGCUACAAAAGAGCAGCAGCCACGAUGCUGCAACUCACUGGCCUGCGACUCAUUUAACCCUUUGUGACGUAUGUCACAGAGAAACUUUCCAGAAUCUCUUAUUUCUACAACAUUGAUGUUACAAGAGUUCUAAUCACAUUCAGAAGUUUUUGAUAAAGUUUUCUUAAAUUGAAUAUUUUUGUGUCAAACCUUUUAAACUGCCCUUCAAAAAAAUAUGCUAGAAAAUGUGAUAAAUGUAUGGUAACGUGAGGAAAACCCUAACCCUAUGAUUUUGAAUCAGUAUGUUACAUGUUUGACCCAAAUGUUAAUUGAAUGUGAUCCAAAUGAAAACUGGGUGUAAAUAACAUUUUUCCCAAAGAUUUCUCAA